GAAGACAGCGAUCGAGCCUGGGAGCAAGACCGUGAUGAGCACCAGUGAUGACAAAUCUUCGGUUCAUUGGAGAUAUCACAAGUACAUGUCUGCAGAGCUUCUCAGCCUACCAGACAUUGCAGAGACUUGGGAUGGAAUCUUGCAAAAGAGAGAUCUGCUGAAGAUUACUUUGCCUGAUGUUAAAUCUGUUGGCAAGACACCUGGCAAGAUCUUUGCCCAUGCUGAAGCGAUGGUCGAGAUAGUUCUGCAGUCUGUUGGUUGUGCAGUUUUCAAAGUGGGCUUUACCCAUGAUCCUGUUCGGCGGGUGGAAGGCUACUGCGACGAAGGAUAUCAUCGGUUUAAAGAGUUUGGCCUGGCACUGGAUGUUCCGAUCUCCUAUGUCAACGUGGGGGACAGCAACUGUGACCUGCCAAUGAUUAGACCCAGCGAUUUGUUUCAACACCUUGCGGACCUGGGCAAAUUGGACCUCCUUUUCGGCCAACAGCCAGCAAGUGUUUUACCUGAAUUCUGGAGUCGUUUUCAGGAGGUGGAGCCAAACAAUACUGUUCAUGCUGCCUUCGCUGCUGGUACAAUGCACCCCGAUCGAACAAUACCAAUGGUCAUUCAUGGGGAUGAAGGCCGUGGAAGGAAAAGACUUCCAGUCAUGGUAGUCAACACCCAUGGCCUGAUCGGUGCAGGAUGCAAGGCCUUCCAUGAGUUUCACAAAGAUGCACCCAGAAUGCAGGAACAGGCUAUGCCUGUAAACAUCAAGGGCCACUCGAUGGAGACACGCUUUCUAUCAUUUGUACUGUCAAAGAAAUCAUAUGGCACCGACUGCUCAUACUUGAUGCGGAUGUUCGAAGCACUGGUCGAGGAUCUAUGCAAGCUUUCAACAACCGGGAUCCAGAUCAAGUCGAAGUCUGGUGUCGAGACGUGGCAUUGUGCAUUUAUUGGAAGUGUUGGAGAUCUACAGUUUUUUGCGAAGGUCGCAAGCCUCACUCGGUCCUAUACCCACGUGAGCAAGCGCAGUGGACAGCAAGCAAAAAAUGGGCUCUGCCACCUUUGCCUUGCUGGCAAACCUGGCUGGGACUAUGAAGACUUCAGUGACAAUCCUGCUUGGUUGCGGUCUGUUGGGAUUGAGCCCCCCUGGGAGAGCCCUCCGGAUUUGAUCUUUCGAUUAUUCCACGAUCCUGGAAAUGCUGGGGGGUUCCUGAAGCCAGACCUCUGGCACUGCCUGCACUUAGGGUGUGGAAAGGUGUUUCUCGCCUCUGCUCUGGUGGAAUGGCUCCCUUUUCUGCCAGGCCUCCUGCCUUCAAAGCCAUGGAUUCUGGCUUACCUGCAGCGACAUGGUCAGAAACUAUACUGUCGGCAUGUGAGCGAGCUGAGCGUUGGUUUCGACUCUUACCAGAAAUGCCCUCAAGGAGCUUGGCAAAAAGCAAGCGAUACAACAUUGCUUCUGGAGAUUUUCGAAGACUUCUGUGAGAAGCAUGCUUCAAUGGCCUCCGAGGAUGCCAUUUUGGGUUGGACGUAUACUGCGGUAGCCAACCUGAAUGCCUGUAUCCGUUUGCUAUACAAGAGUGGGCUGUGGAUGACACAGCAUCAGGCGCUGGAUGCUUCAUCUACAGGCAUGAACUUUUUGAAGUGCUACGGCCACCUGGUUCAUUUGACUUUCCAAGCGAACCGCGAUCGGUUUCCAAUCACUCCGAAGGUUCAUUACAUCCAUCACUUGUUCAUCGACCUGAAGUCCCAAGCUCGGGCUUCCGCCUGGACAUUGAACUGUAUCGCCUUCACGGUACAGAUGGAUGAAGACUUCGUGGGGGUGCAUGCAAGAGCUUCAAGACGUGCAGGUGCCCAGUAUGUCUCGCUGCGGUGUUUGCAGCGUUAUUUGCUCUAUGCAGGCGAGCGAAUCACUCCCGAGUAUCGCCGAACCUCUUGA
Molecule: messenger RNA, 1915 nt
Organism: Symbiodinium sp. CCMP2592
Lineage: Eukaryota; Dinophyceae; Suessiales; Symbiodiniaceae
Source: the annotation of a GenBank genome assembly